GAGAGAGAAAGGAAUGAAGGGGUGAGAACUGUAGAGAGAACGAGAGAGAGAGAGAGAGUGCUGUGUCACACAAAUCCGUGUGCUUCAUGCGGUUGACCGGUCUGGAGACAUUCACCGUUGCACCUAUUUAGAAAAGACCUGUUGGCCAGAGAUGGCUUCUGUCCAUCCAAGUGUGCUCCUACUGGCUCUUCUGGUCUGUGGUCUUCACUGCGUACACAGUGGUCGAGUGCUGGUCAUCCCGGGAGAGUACAGCCACUGGCAGAACAUGCGGGUCAUUGUGGAGGAGCUCGUGGAGCGCAACCAUAGUGUGACCGUUUUGGUCAACGCCGCCUCGCCAACAAUCAACCUCACGCGCCAGGAGCGCUUCCGCUUGCAGGUCUUCAACAUCCCCCUGCAGAAGGAGAACAUGACCGCGCUCUGGGAUGACUUUGUGAACCUCUGGAAAUACCAGAUGAACGGAACAGGCUGGCAGGUGCUCUCCAAGACGGCGGACUUGUUGGAGUCCUUCGACUCGUAUAUCUCUGUUGUCUGCAAAGCCUUGGUGGGAAACAAGACUCUCGUGGAGGACCUCAGACGGUCCAGGUACGAGGUGAUCCUAACUGACCCCUUCACGCCCUGUGGGGACCUCAUGGCCGACGCACUGGACGUACCGUUCAUAAUAACGAUGAGGAUGACAUUCGGCUUCAUCUAUGAGAGAAUGUGUGGGCAGAUGCCCACCCUGCCGUCUUUCGUACCCUGCAACCCCAUCUUGGCCACGGACCAGAUGAAUUUCAGGGAGAGGCUGGUUAAUUUUGGGAGCUACCUCAUGCAUUCCGCCAUGUUCUUUCUUCACACAUCUAAGUUCCAAACUAGAGUCUACAGUGAGAUCAAAGGGAAGCCAACAAGCGUGUGUGAGAUGGUGGGUAAAGCUGACCUGUGGUUCAUCCGCGCCCACUGGGUGUGGGAGUACCCGAGACCCUUCCCACCAAACUUCAUCUUUAUUGGAGGUCAUCACUGCAAACCUGCUAAACCACUUCCAACGGAAUUGGAGGAGUUUGUGCAGAGCUCAGGUGAUGAUGGUGUUGUUGUGUUCACAUUUGGAUCAAUGAUCAAGAACCUCACAGAGGAGAGGAGAAACAUGUUUGUGUCGGCUCUUGGACAGAUCCCUCAGAAGGUGGUUUGGGGGUUUGGUGGCGAGAGACCUCCGACUCUUCCUGCCAACAUUAGAAUCUACAACUGGAUCCCUCAGAAGGAUUUGCUGGGACAUCCAAAAACAAAAGCCUUCAUAUCCCACGGAGGUUCCAACGGACUAUAUGAAGCCAUCUACCAUGGGGUCCCACUUCUGGGUGUUCCUCUGUUUGCUGACCAACCCGACAACAUCUUCAUCUUGGAAAAGAAAGGAGCUGCCAUCAUGCUAGAUUUCUACAACAUGAACUCAGAUGACCUGGUGAAAGGCCUCCGUGCUGUGAUAAACGACCCAUCGUACAAGGAGAACAUGAUGAGGCUGUCACGCCUCCAUCAUGAUCAGCCAAUGAAACCUCUGGACCGGGCAGUGUUCUGGACCGAGUUUGUGAUGCGCAAUAAAGGAGCCAAGCACCUGCGAGUGCAGGCCCACAACCUCAGCUGGGUUCAGUACUACUGCAUGGACGUGGCGCUCUUCCUGGUCUCCGUGGCUGGGCUGUUUGGCUGGCUGACCUUUAAGACGUGCAGACUGUGUAUCCGUGCGUGCGGCCAGAAGAGUCACAGGAAGAGGAAAGCUGAGUGACAGCACCCGUUAGGGCUUCCCAGAGCAUUCAACUGAAAUCACAAGGAAAACAGGUAGUGGCUCAGUAUUACACACAUCUGUGUAUAUAUGAGUAGAUGCAGUUUACAUAUUUUUUACCUCAGUGCUAAAUACUGUCAUAUUAUAGCCCAACAAUGUUAUAGUAUUCCAUGUGGAGUAGCAGCAUCCUAAUGCAUUAUAAAUACCACAAAAUAGUUAAAGGUGCGCCAAACGAUGUUAUGCGGUUUCUAAGCUAAAACAUUUUUUGUCACAUUCAGCAAACACCACCUCACCAUCUGUAAGCUACCUGUACCCUGAGUACUCUGUAAAACAUAGGGUCUCUGUGGACAGCCCAGCCUCCAAACAUGCCAGC
Messenger RNA from Sardina pilchardus (European sardine), 2114 nucleotides. RefSeq names its product UDP-glucuronosyltransferase 2C1-like. NCBI's taxonomy places the organism in Eukaryota, Metazoa, Chordata, Actinopteri, Clupeiformes, Clupeidae. The transcript is spliced from 7 exons. The record is from RefSeq and is a predicted model, not a curated record. Gene Ontology annotation, molecular function: glucuronosyltransferase activity. Bases 152 to 1744 code for a protein of 530 amino acids.